This is a messenger RNA of Sycon ciliatum, 8304 nucleotides long. RefSeq lists its product as uncharacterized. Gene Ontology annotation, molecular function: protein binding. The coding region runs from base 417 to 7307 and encodes 2296 amino acids. The transcript is spliced from 8 exons. Lineage: Eukaryota; Metazoa; Porifera; Calcarea; Leucosolenida; Sycettidae. The record is from RefSeq and is a predicted model, not a curated record. Gene Ontology annotation, cellular component: cytoplasm.
AGUAUUGACUCUUGCCUGUCUUGGCUUGAGUUGUCGUGCUUCCUUCCUUGCACUGCCAAAGAUAGUACAUGCGCUAUUUUAUGUACGUCAUCUGGAGAGGUGUGUUUCCUGUUGCUCCUGUACUCUGGACUAGUUUUGCAAUUCAGUGUUGUAGAGGUGAGGUGAACUUGAACGGAUUGACUAUUCAGUCGUUGUCUGCGUAGCUCGCUAGCUUUGCGAGCGGCGUGCUGGAGAAGGUGAAUGAAAUAGCUGUGUGCAAUCUGAUUUCCUGAAUGAAGGAAGAGAAAGGAACUGAGCUGUCCAUUACUUGUGACAGCUUGCACCAUGCCAGGUACUAUGUAAUCGGUAUGCAUAAUACCAUGCCACACUGAUUACGUUGAGACGCCAGCACAUUGCAAGACACCAAGGCUGACGGAAUGAGCACCGUUAGCUCAGUUGACGAAUCCUGUGAUGGUGCUUUCCAUGGAAUGCCCGGGUCUGAGGGCACGUACCCGCCAGUACCAAUAGCUCACAGUACAGGAUUACAUAGCACUGCACCAAGGACAAGACCACAGCAAGUACAUACAGCGGGUACUGAUGCAUCACAGGGAGCUGCACGUACCCGACCAUCCAGUGUGGCCAUGAUGACGGAGGAGAGUGGCAGGGAGUCACCGGGAAAGGCUGAUCAAUCUCACUGGGAAGGUGUAGCACCGCCAAGACCUGCACAUAUGCCUGUGCAGUGUUCGGAAGAAAAACCUAACAUUCCCGGAGCUAGCAUGGUUGCUGAUUCUGUUCAUCAAGCUGAGCUGUAUCAGAAACCGUUCACUGUGAUGAAUCCGAAUGUGAAAGUACAGCCCCAAGACGUACAUGUACAUGCUUCCAGCACCGCAGCUCCAAACGUUCCUUAUCAACGACCACUUAGUGAUACAGGGGCCAGCAGACUACAGGCGUAUACAUCUUCAGUCAGCCAGGAGUCAGCCAGUAUGGACGACUUGUCCGCAUCAGCGAGCAGUGCUUGUAUACAAGGCCGAACUCAGUUGAGACUGCAAGUAGUCCAAGCAGGCCCUGUUGAUGACAGUGGUAUUGAAGGUGGAACUGACAGCGGUACCGAGCGAGAAAACGGAGACCAGGCAAGGCGUCAACGCCGACCAAAGAGAAGAAGUCCCGGGGGCAGCUCUCCACGGUACAGGGACUCUCUAUCAGAGCUGGAAACUCUAAGUGCGUCUGCUACAGCUCUAGAUCAUCUUGCGUCACUACCUGCUCCGCCUACUGAUGCUCCAUUUGCUGGUACUGGUACUGCUGCUGGUACUAGUGCUGCUGCUGCUGCUGCUGCUGCUGUUGUGCCAGUGACAGUGGGAUACAUGCUAGUUCAUGAUCAGACUUCUCCAGGUCCUGUUACUACAGUGCCCGUGGCAUUGUCCAGUGAUUCGCUUCCAGCCGCAUUGCCUUCUGGGCCAGCAUCUGCUUCAGCAAUAGGUGCUUCGUCUCAUGCCACGACUUACAAUGACACAAGACAUGCAGCUCACCAAUUGGGACAAGACCAGUCCGCUAUGGAGCCAACAGGCACUCAUCAGCAGAAUCUACACUGGUCUGAUCAUCACCAACAACAACAGUAUGAGCGUUACCAGCAGCAGCUGCCUGCAGGCCACUCCACAAAGAGCAGCGAUCAAAAGCUUCUACUCAGCCGACAGGGCACGAUACAGGCCACACCAGCAACCGGCAUACAUGCAGGCAGCACAGCCACUGCACCGCCGACCACUAACAGCAACGAUGAAUAUAACUACUUGCUGAGGCGUCAGAGCAAUGUUCAAGCUGGCACACCGCAGAGCACUACAGUGCCGAUUUCACCAGCAGGUGGUGCUGCUGCUGCUACUGCUGCAAGUACACAGCCAUGUCCACCACCUACAGCAGAAGAGGAGACAGUGACCGGCUUGUCCAAUAAUGUUGCGACGCUUAACAUGCAGCAAUCACCAGCAGCGUGUGGGCCAACACACAUAUAUCUUCAGCAAGUGUUGGCCACUGGUGGCAGCAGCGUUGGCCAAGAAAGGCAUACACUAAAUUCUCCAAGUCACCCUCGUAACAAUCAGCAGAGUUCUAGCCGUGAUCCACAUGGAGACGCUGAAUUUGAGCAUGGCGUUGCACAAGGGUAUCCGCAUCGUGUUGCAGAUGUACCUCAAGUACCUGCUCAAAGUAUUCCUGGAACACAUGCCGCUGGGUAUGUAGCUAUGAGUGGGCAAGAGCCGACGCAGGCAUCACAUCGCUUUCGUAGCUGUAGCGACCCCGGCAGCAGGAAAAUUGCUGCUUCAUCAGCACACUCAGAUGAGAGGCUGUAUCAAACUACUAGUCAUUACCAUGGUCCAGUGCACAGUGGCGGCUUGAAGCGUGACAAUGGCCGACCUACGUAUGCCCAACAACACACCCUGACUGCUUCUACAGAGCCAGGUCGUCCCGAAUUUAGAAUGCAACAACUGCAGGAACAGUUCCUACACCCCCAUCAGACUGAGCAGCAGCAACAGCAACAGCAUCGCCCCCGUAAGAAGCAAGAGCAGCAGCAACAGCAUCACCCCCAUCAAACUGAGCAGGAGCAGCAGCAUCGCCCCCAACCACUGCAGUCGUAUCAAUCGCAGAGUCAGCAGCAAUGGCAUCAGCAGCCACAGCAAUAUCAGCAGCAGCAACAACACCAGCAUCAGCAGCAGGAGCAGCAGCAGCAGCAGCACCCCCAACCACUGCAGUCAUAUCAAUCGCAGGAUCAGCAGCAAUGGCAUCAGCAGCCGCAGCAACAUCAGCAGCAGCAGCAACAACAACCACAACCACAACAACAACAACAACAACAACAACAACAACAACAACAACAACAACAACUACAACAACCACAGCAAGGGUCACGUUUUCCACCACUACUGCAGCAACGUCACCACCACUAUCCUCACCAGCAGACACAACAUCAGCCACGUCAGCAGCAAAGCCCACUGACUUCGCAGACACAACAUCAGCCACGUCAGCAGCAAAGGCCACCGACUUCAUGGCAACAUCAAGACGCGUACAGCCCAAGUACUCCUACACAACUCCAACCGGAAUACCACUCAGCAAAUCUGCAGCAUCAAGCUCAACACAGGUAUACCAAACCUGCACAGCAGUUGAUACAACAUACACCAAUGCCAUUCGGUGAUGGCCGCCCCUCUGGCUCACAUCAGCCACAGCACACACCGCAGGAUGGGUACCAUCAGCUACCAGAGGAAGUUGAAGACCCGCAGAAAUACGUAGCAGACUAUGACCAUCACCAGCAACAACAUCUCGCACAUCAGCAGCAGUAUUUGCCACAGGUCCAGCAACAACAUCUCGCACAUCAGCAGCAGUAUUUGCCACAGGUCCAGCAACAGAAACAGCAAGAGCAGCGCUUUCAGGAUCAGCAGAAGCAGCAGUGGCAUGAGCACCAGCAACCGCAGAAAUGUCCAGAUGAGCAGCAGCAGCAGCAACUGCAGGAAGGCCAUUAUCAACCAUGUUCCCAGCAAACGCCCAGUACGCUACAAAUGAAUUACCCGCGAAUAACCUCGGAACAGCGUACAAAGCGACAACAACGCAGACAACAGAAACAAGAGGAACGAGCCUGUGUUAUGGAAGAAAAGCAAACUCAGUGUGAUAGAGAUCAACAGCGGCAACACCCGCAGCAGCAGCAGCGGCAACAACAACCACAACAACUCCACCAGCAGCAACAGCAGCGGCAGGACCAGCAAUCUACGGCCAACCAGCACCAAGUCACCAACCCCCAGACUGGACACACUGGCCCGCUUUCACAGUCAGCAGCUGCUUCACAUGAUGAUAUAUCAGUGCACAGUUCCACCCAUGCGCACCCUGGUUUGAGUGGUGAAUGUGACAGCGAUGACAGUGACGAUGAUGGCCUGUCACUGUACCUAACAGGACGGCCACGCAACAUGAAAGAUCGUUCAAAUUUUGCACCUGACUCUUAUGAUGGCCUGAAACUAACUGAAGACCUGCAAGAAAUCUACUGGACAAAGACCAAUAAAAUACCUUCGUUGAACUGGAUGAGAGAGCGUGCACUGAAAAUGCGCAAUCACAUUGUCAAUGUCAGUCUCUUGGACGCAGAAGCAACUGAAGAGCUCGCUCUCCGCUACAAUGAUGUCGGCCUGCAGCACCAGGCAUUUGCUCUCAAGCGAAAGGCCGGUGCCAGAAGCAUGCCCCUCAACAACUUCCUGCAAAGGAUUGUUAAGCGCCAGAAGCACGAGCGCCAGUAUCUAGUCUAUGGUCCUCCAGGUGUUGGAAAGACGGUUGCGCUCUCCUACAAACUGCCUUUUGAGUGGGCCACUGAGAAAGCUCUGAAGAUCUACAAGUUUGUCAUUGUGGUGCCAUUGCGCGAGUCUCACCUGGCAGCUGAGCUUGACCCAGCCAUUCUCCUCUUGUCCAGAAUUUCACGGCUUAGGGAAGAUGCAGAGCUCAGACACAAGAUCUACAAGGUUCUGGAACGUGAAGAGAAGCAGCUGCUGAUUGUGUUUGACGGUCUCGAUGAGGUUCAGAAUCCCAACCAGAAGGCAGCAUUCAUGCGCAUACUCCAUGGUGAUUUGCUCCCAAUGUGUACUGUACUCGUAGCAAGCAGACCUUGCAGGCUGGCUAGUGAGUACGCAACACAGGCUGAUCAAUGUGUCGAGGUGAUUGGCUUCAAUGAUGAUGAUGUCCGCCUCUUUGUUGAGAGCCGUUUCAUCCGCAGUCGCGAUGUUGGCAGGAAGCUGAUGGAGGUCUACCAUUCGCAGCCGACUGUGGCCACGCUGAUGCGCAUACCACUUCUCGCGUUGGUAAUCUCGUUUCUCUUUCAACAAACUGGUCAUGUCGAGUCGCUGUACAGUGCUCUGUAUCGGACACUGUUUCGCAACUGGGUACAGCGGCAUAUGAAGAACAAGGACAUCAUGAACGCAGACAAUGCAGCUGUGCAACCCUCACCAGCACCGCUGACACUUGAACUGCCUAAUGGUGAUGUAUCCGGCUUUGAAGGCGAUGGCUUCUCAAAGGAAACGAAAUGCCUGAUGUAUCGUCUUGGAGAGCUAGCUCUGAAGCAGUUGCUAGCUGCGGAUGACCAGCGUUUGGUUUUCAGUGCACAGCUUGUGAAGGACCACCACGUGGAGCAAGCUAUGACAUUCGGCUUCCUGUCACACGCCGAGGUGAAGGAUGUGACCAGUGGACUGAAGGAGACUGUACAGUUUCCUCAUCUCACUUUCCAAGAGUACCUGGCGUGUGUGUAUCUCACCAGCACAACUGCCACCCAGCGGCAAAGCUACAUGAAAGAAUGUGUGCAGCGACUUGGUCAGGAUGAGAACAUGUCAAUGUUCUGGCUCUUCCUCGCUGGUCUUGGUGGUGGCAAACAGGCCAUGGAUGUUGUGCGGUGUCUGAAGGAAGACUCGGAGAACACAGUGUCUCAUAGCGAUGCCAGUUUGCCUGCUGUGCGCCGUUUCGUCCUCCUUAUGCUGCAGAUUGUACACGAAGCCUUCCACGAUGAAGCCAGUGUGAAAAACGAGCCAUCAUCAUCAUUGUCAGCAGCAGCAACCAGCAAAAGGAGAGACCAAACUACGCCAGCCAGCAUCUCUCCUUCAGCACGUCACUCUCAACAGAUCUCACAGCUGCUAAUGAUGUCAUUGCCUGGUAGUAGCAAGCAGGUGAACCUAGCCAACAGUCUCCAUGUCCCAGCCAACGAAGUGGCUGCGCUCUCCUUCUGCCUACACCAUUGUCAGUCUGCAAUAGAGCAUAUUAACCUGACCAACUGCGGUGUGGACAAAGCCAUGCUAUCACAGCUGCUACAGAGCUGCAGAAAGAUCAAGCAGCUAACUCUGGCUGAUAACAAGGCCAGCAUGACUGGUGAUGCGUGCUUGGCAUUGUCCAGGGCGCUACGCAAUCGCAUUGGUGCUGUGUGCAUGCCUGAGCUUCGCUUUCUCAGCCUGUACCAAUGUGGCCUGAAGGAAGAAGAGUGCUUUGAACUCGCUAAAGCGUUGCAGCGUCACUUACAGCUUGAAGAGUUGCAGCUGAAUUGGAAUGUAGUGGGCGAUAAGGUUGCAGUGAAACUUGCUGUGCUCCUGGAAGAUGAUGAGAACAAGCCCGAUGAGAGGAAACACCGCUUGAAGAAACUCAUCUUGACUCGUUGUGAGAUUGGCAGCGAGGGUGCAAGCUGCCUUCUGCAACAUGCAGCACGUUGUGCACGUCUUGAGCGACUUGGACUCUCCCAGAACCCAGCCAUUGGUGACCAGACUGGUUAUGCUCUGGCCCUGCUACUUGCCCGACAGCAGCAAUGCCGCUCAGUGUGUACGGCAGACCGCUCAGUGUGCACGGUAGACCUAAACAAGUCCAGCAUAGGUGACCAAGGCUUGUGUGACGCAGCUAGGUACAUGAACAGCUUAGAAUCGAUUGAGGGACCCAGUUACUUUGCACAGUAUGGUCAAGUCAGUGUCAACAUGACCGACUCGGCAUCAACACCAGAGGCACGAGAGAUAUUGGCUGCAGCAAUGCUGGGACACACUAAUGCCACCAUCAACUUUGGUGCAUCCAAAAUCGUCGAUGGCAAGGUUUUAGAGACAGACGUUAAGGAAUUGCUGUUGAACUCCAUCACGAAGGACGGCAUGGCAGAUCUACGCUACAACCUGGAACAUGCUGGCUUAGUUCGACUGCGUGAUGUUCUGAGCACCGACAUAGAGCUUCAAGACCUUCGCGUCCGCAAUAACAGACUAUCGGAUCCUGCUGUACCUGUGCUGAUCGAUAUCCUGAUGAAAAGUGGCGAUCUACGUUGUUUAAGUCUGUAUGAUAACAACAUCAGCAGCGACGCGUUUGCUGCAUUCUGCGCAGCACUCAUCGACAAUGACAUCCACCCAGAUCUGGAAUGCUUCAAUAUCGGCCGCAAUCCCGUUGCUGGUGUAAACGGCAUGGCAGGCCUAUCGCAGUGGCUACAAGAGAGCACGUGCAAUCUACUCUCGUUGGGACUGUAUCAUUGUGAGCUAACAGAUGUUGACAUGGACACACUCUGCCAGGCAUUGCGCAAUAAUGGCAGUGUGCAGUUCCUGGACGUGGGCGCGAACAGGAUUACUGACCUUGGUCUGCAUGCAUUUGCCGGCAUGCUAUCAGACAACACAGCACUGUGCUACACACAGAUGCAGGACUGCCAGGGCAUCACGGAGGAUGGAGUACGUGCAGUGGCAGAGCAGAUUCGUGUGUCUGAGCUGAAGGUUCUCUGGCUUGGACAAAUCAAGGCGUUAGGACAGUCCAUAUUCGACGGCAAAAUUCAAGACGGAUACCACCGCUGUUCUGACUAUGGCAUUAUCAACCGCAGCCGCUGAUUGUGAAGACAAGCAGACAGCGUUCACCUUCCAGCAUUGUGUCUGCUACAUUUGGGCAGGCCGAUGCUGUCUUUGUAGACAGAAGCAGCCAUUGAUAAGAUGAUGUGUUUCCAAUGGUGUGUUGCAGUGUACACCAAUGGUCACUCAUCUGUGGGCAUGCUUCGGAUGGCCACGGUGACUUGAACAAUCCUUCAUUGCCAUAUUGAUAAAGAUCGUUGAGAAAAUUUUCUUAUAUCCACUUGCAUCACAGGUGAUGGUGCAUUCGAAUAUGUAGCUUGCUUUCAAUCAACCAUGUCAAAGCUGCUUGUUAGUUUCAGCCACUCCUAUAGCACAGUGCCUUUAUACAUUUCUUUAUAUUAAUUUUCUAUUUUCCUUGUGAGAGAUCCCAUGCCAGCAGGUAUUUGUCACUUUCCGUUUGGUGAUGCUCUCUGCAAUUCGUUGAGAUUCCCUUGCGUGCUUAUCCCAUAGCCAAGUACUAGUCAUCAUCACGAUUGCAUUCUACUGCACUGCGGAUCUUGCCUGUUCUUAGUUAAAGCAUGCUUGUGUCAUGCUUGCAGCAGCUGCAUGCGCACCUUUUCUACAUUUUAAAGUUACUCCCUUGUCACUCAAGUUGUCAGCUAUAUCUGCUGUUCAAUUUCUGUCAUGUUCCGUUCCUUCCCUUUCUUUGGUAUCUAUCCUAGCUCAGCUCACACUCUGCACCAGGAGCAGCAAAAUGUUUUUUUUAUGAUGCACUUACAAGCCUGGUGUUUCGCAAGCUCUUUAUUUCUCUGCUGCAUGAAACAAUAUUCCUUUUCAUGAGUGAUUUCUCCCCCCCCCCCCCCUUAUUUGUAGGCAAUCUCCAGCGAGACGUGCAUUUGAAUGUUAGUGUACUUGGAUUCCUAGUUUGUUGUUAUCGUUCCAAAUGAUUUUUCCUUGGAGAUGUGUACACACUGUAUUUCGUACACUAUUGUUGAUGGUGUACUCGAUCUCCGGACAGCUAGCUGUUUCGACCUGUUUA